CCACCAACUCCCUUAACUACAAACAGUGACUCCAAUUCUGAAAUUCAAUCCCGACACCGAUCCCUUCCUCUUCCGUUUAAUUACAACACCGCGUAAAUCUCACUAUCCUCGAAGAUUCUAUUUCAAACUUAAAGUUGUUAUCACCAUAUAAUUAUCAUUUUCUGUUCACUUCGCCCCCUCUUCACAUCCUCUGCUAGUGCUAUCUACAAAAAAAAAAAAAGCUCCUGUUCAUCUGCUUUUUUGUUUUCCCACAGUGCUCUGUGGAUGUCCGCUUGCAGGUUUUGAGAUCAGACUGCAUUGGAGAAACAACAUCGUCAAUGGCGGAAACAAAGCGCUAUGCUGUUGGCAAUCCAUUAGAUAUUGAGCAAAUACUCUCAGAAGCACAACAUCGGUGGCUACGCCCUGCUGAAAUUUGUGAAAUUCUUCAAAAUUAUAAGAGAUUUCGCAUUGCUCCUGAAGCACAAAAUAUGCCACCAAGUGGUUCACUUUUUCUUUUUGACCGGAAGGUGCUUAGAUACUUUAGAAAAGAUGGCCAUAACUGGAGGAAGAAAAAAGAUGGUAAGACGGUAAAAGAAGCUCAUGAAAGGCUGAAGGCUGGAAGUGUGGAUGUCUUGCAUUGCUACUAUGCCCAUGGAGAAGAAAACGAAAAUUUCCAGAGACGCUGUUAUUGGUUGCUUGAAGAGGAGCUCUCACAUAUAGUGCUUGUCCACUACCGAGAAGUAACGAGCAGUAGGGCACAUUUUAACCGAAUCAAAGAAACUGGAGAAACUAUUCCAUAUUCUCAAGAAGCUGAAGAAGCUAUAUCUAAUGAGUUGGAUACUGCUGCCUCUUCCAUUUUUCAUCAUAGUGAUCACCACAUGCAUUCUCAAACUACAGAUGCAACAAGUGUGAAUGGUACUCAGGCAACAGAAUAUGAGGAUGCUGAAUCAGUUUAUAAUCAACAAGCAAGUUCGAGAUUUCACUCUUCUCUCGAGCCACAACAACCUGCAAUGGAGAAUAUUAAUGCUGGAUAUUAUGACCCUUAUUCUACUGUUCCAUUUUCGAAUGGUUAUCAAGGAAACUUAUCAACCAUUAGUGGGAUGGAUUUUUCACUCAGUCAGGCCAAUAAAUGUAAAGACGGAAAUGACACAGGUUUGACAUAUGAUCCCAAGAAACAUCUGGACUUUUGGUCACGGGAGAAUGUCUUGGGAAAUGGUACUCCUGCUGUUGAAUCUGUUCCUUUCCAACCUUCAUGUGUCUCAUCGCAAUCUGAUACCAUUAGAGCAUUCCCUAAACAAGACCGUGAAAUACCUGGGCAAUUUUUAACCAACAGCAUUAGCGGAAGGCAGGAGUUUGACAGUCAAAUACAGGUCUCACAGGAGUGGAAGGCUUUCAAAAGAGAUUCUUCAGAUUUACCAACAGGGACUACAGAUCAGAAGCUGCAUUCAGACUUUGUACAUGAUCUUACAUCCGAGUUCCAAGAACAAGAAACUAAAUAUAUUGAUUUAGUCAACCCUCUUAACCCCUACAGUCCGCAUCCACAUGUGCAAAACGAUCUUGCUGGGAUAAACGACCUUCCAAUGCCACUCUUGAACACAGAACUGAAACCAGGUUCAGAGAGCAGUCUGGCUGUGGAUAGAAAAUCCAUUUAUUCUUUUCAACUAGAGGCAGAAAAUUGCAAAUGGUCAUGUAUGUUUGGAGAAGUGGAAGUUCCAGCAGAGGUUAUAGCAGAUGGUGUUCUUCGUUGCUGCACUCCGAUGCACGAGGCUGGAACCAUUCCUUUCUAUGUAACAUGUUCGAAUAGAUUAGCAUGUAGUGAAGUGCGGGAAUUUGAAUACAGGACUGGCCACAUUCAAAGUAAGGAUAAGGAAGAGAAUUUUAGUGGCAGUGCAAUUGAACAUCUUCAGAUGCGGUUUGGGAAAUUAUUGCAUCUGAGUUCUGUUUGUCAAAAUUCUAAUGCCACCAGUGUACAUGAUGUAUCUCACCUAAGCAGUAAAAUCAGUCCAUUGCUGUUGGAGAACCCUGAUGAAUGGGACCAAAUGUUAAUGCUUGCUUCAGGGCCCCAAUUCUCCCUUGAAAAGGUAAAGGACCAGUUGCUUCAAAAGUUACUGAAAGAGAAUUUGCAUUCAUGGCUCUUGCAGAAGGCAGCUGAAGGUGGAAAAGGCCCAAAUGUACUAGAUGAGGGUGGUCAAGGUAUUAUACAUUUUGCAGCUGCGCUUGGCUAUGAUUGGGCCUUAGAACCCAUAAAACUUUCUGGUGUUAAUGUUAAUUUCCGUGAUGUAAAUGGAUGGACCGCACUUCAUUGGGCAGCAUUUUGUGGCAGAGAGCGGACAGUUGCUUCCCUCAUUGCUCUUGGUGCUGCUCCUGGUGCUUUAACUGAUCCAACUCUCAAAUAUCCUUCUGGUAGUACAGCUGCUGACCUAGCUUCUGCUAAUGGACACAAAGGAAUUGCUGGUUAUCUUGCAGAAUCUGAUUUGAGUGCGCACCUCUCAUCUCUUCAUUUGGAGAACCAAGCUGAUGCUGCAGACAUCUCUGACAGGAAAGCUGUAGAGACAAUUUCAGAAAAAAGUGCACUACCAAUGAACUAUAGAGAUUUACCUCAGGGAUCAUCUCUGAAGGAUUCAUUGGCUGCUGUCUGCAAUGCUACUCAAGCUGCUGCUCGUAUCCAUCAAGUUUUCAGGGUGCAGUCCUUCCAAAAGAAACAACUAAAAGAGUUAAAUCAUGUCAAUUCUGGAAUGUCAGAUGAACAUGCCCUUUCACUCAUAUCUGUUAAAACCAGCAAGCCAGGACAUGAUGAGCCUGCCCAUGCUGCUGCAAUACGGAUACAAAAUAAGUUCCGAGGUUGGAAAGGCAGGAAAGAUUUUUUAAUAAUUCGGCAGAGGAUUGUUAAAAUUCAGGCCCAUGUGAGAGGCCACCAGGUCAGGAAAAACUAUAAAAAGAUAAUUUGGUCAGUUGGAAUAUUGGAGAAGAUUAUCUUGCGUUGGAGACGGAAAGGAAGUGGCUUACGCGGAUUUAGAUCAGAAGCAGUUACCGAGAGCAUGCAAGAUACAUCCUCAAAGGAGGAGGAUGAUGAUUUUUUCAAAAAAGGCAGGAAGCAAACAGAGGAAAGGCUGAACAAAGCUCUUGCCAGGGUUAAGUCCAUGGUCCAGUACCCUGAGGCCAGAGAUCAAUAUCGUAGGCUGCUAAAUGUUGUUACUGAGAUCCAGGAAAGCAAGGUUGCCAAUGUUCUUCACAUCUCAGAAGAAGCUAUCUAUUUUGAUGAUGACCUAAUAGAUAUUGAAGCAUUGUUGGAUGAUGACACUUAUAUGCCGACUGCAUCUUGACUGAUCUCAUGCUUCAUGAUAUUUCUUCUGUAAAAUGUGCUGCUUCCCCAGAAUUCUUCUGUAAAUGUAAGUUAUUUACCAUAAUUUAAUCUAUUUAUCUCUUAGAUGCGAAGUGGGUUAAUAGUUUUAUUGAUUGCUGCUAACCUCUGCCAGUGUCGAUGGGGCUUCCCGAGAAUAUGUGACCAAUGGCAAAGCCAUAAAGAUCUAAAAAUAAUUGAAACAAAUAAGUGGAACUUCUACACAUAGUUCAGUUGUUCGGUGAAACCAUUAAACAAAAAUGUUAGUAACAUUUUUCAUUUCUCGUUAUUCUCUACUUCUCUUAAUCUUCAUUUGUUUUUCCACAA
This is a messenger RNA of Carica papaya (papaya), 3646 nucleotides long. Lineage: Eukaryota; Viridiplantae; Streptophyta; Magnoliopsida; Brassicales; Caricaceae. The record is from RefSeq and is a predicted model, not a curated record.